Molecule: messenger RNA, 1092 nt
Organism: Kuraishia capsulata CBS 1993
Lineage: Eukaryota; Fungi; Ascomycota; Pichiomycetes; Pichiales; Pichiaceae
Exons: 1
Coding region: 1-1092 (363 amino acids)
Biological process (GO): mRNA splicing, via spliceosome
Cellular component (GO): U2-type spliceosomal complex; U2 snRNP
Molecular function (GO): RNA binding
Source: RefSeq, a predicted model, not a curated record
AUGGAAAAAGACUCAAUCGAACAGCAGGUACAGGGAAAGAGGCCCAGUGAACUGAGCCAGGAGCUACAGGACUUACUCUCAUAUGAUAAGACCACAGGACGCUGGAUUCUAGAGCUCGCCGAGAAAAACGUGUAUCUCGUGUUCAGUCAGAAUCUGCUUAGGUGGAUCCCCGAAGAGGAAGAUGCUGCCAAUGCAAAGAGUGCGACAGAUGUGCCCGAUGCCACUGCCGAGUUUCACAGGCUGAAAAAGGAAGAGUUGCUGCGACAGAAGUUAGAGAAGCAGAAACAGAAGGAACAGAGUAAGCGCGAGAGAAAGAACACUGCUGUGUAUGUCACUGGAUUACCGUUGAAUAUCGGAGCAGAGGAGCUCCGAGGUGCUUUUUCUAAGUACGGAGUGAUAGCAGAGGAUCUCAAAACUGGCGAAAAGAAGGUCAAAAUAUACAAGGAUGCAAAUGGGAAGGUGAAGGGGGAUGCCUUGAUAGUAUAUGCGCGAGAAGAAAGUGUGGCAAUGGCAAUUGAGUUUCUAGAUGGUACCAGCAUCGGCGCAGACUCUGGCAAGAUACAUGUUUCUGCUGCUGACUUUUCUCACAAAGCAGCAGACGAGCCGAAACUAGACACCAAGCCGUUGGGAUUCAAGGAGAAGGCUCAAUUGAAGCGAAAAAUCGAAAAGUUGAAGAACAAAGUUGAAGGUUGGGAGGAUGACGACGAGAUUGCAGAGCGUAAGCGGGCAAAGGCUGCCAAAUUCGACAAGGUGGUGGUGCUGAAACAUUGUUUUACACAGGAGGAGCUCAAAGAGGAUGCUACAGCUAUAUUGGAUAUCAAAGAAGAUAUCAGGGAGGGAUGCGAGCAGAUUGGAGAGGUUACAAACGUGGUGCUCUAUGACUUGGAACCCGAAGGAAUCGUGAGUGUGCGAUUUGCUUCUAGUGUGGCAGCCGAUAUUUGCAUUAAGAAGAUGAACGGACGGUUUUUUUCUGGCCAAAAGCUGGAAGCGUUCAAGCCGGACGGUCUUCUUAGGUAUAAGAAGAGUGGUAAGGAUGACGAUAAUGAGGCGGAACGUCUCAAGAAUUUUGGCGAAUGGUUGGAUAAGGAGUGA